Molecule: messenger RNA, 1856 nt
Organism: Branchiostoma floridae (Florida lancelet)
Lineage: Eukaryota; Metazoa; Chordata; Leptocardii; Amphioxiformes; Branchiostomatidae
Product: putative histone H3.3-like type 3
Exons: 4
Coding region: 217-702 (161 amino acids)
Cellular component (GO): nucleosome
Molecular function (GO): structural constituent of chromatin; DNA binding; protein heterodimerization activity
Source: RefSeq, a predicted model, not a curated record
UAAAAUGACGCCUACAGUUCAUUGCAUGAUUAGUAUGAGUAGGGGGUCCUGCCGCGCUAUUUUCAAAUUUUAACCGUUAGGUCUCCGGGACAACAGCCGGGUCAGGUCAUUGUGGUAAACAGCGGACAUUUUUAAAUCCCACUCACCGUGUUGGUUCUCGGAAACUACCCAAAACGUGUCUUGUGGACAUCGAUAUUGUAAAGAGACAACACCAAGAUGCCAAGGGUACGGAACACGCAGCCAGGACGGACGGGAAGCCCGGCAAGGGGAGGUGGUCGGGGUGGUGGUGGGGGCGGUACGCCGGGCAGAGGAACCCCCGGCCGCGGGCCUACUGCGGGACCGUCCCGUGCCGGGCAGCAACAACAAGGAAGGAGCCCGAGCAGGAAAAAAAGAAGAUUUCGCCCAGGCACAAGAGCACUGAUGGAGAUCCGGAAAUAUCAGAAAUCUACGAAACUUCUGAUCAGAAAGUUGCCUUUUGCAAGAGUGGUGCGAGAAGUGUGUCGUGAUGUUGGAGGGAUGGAUUUCAGAUGGCAGGCCUUUGCCAUCAUGGCUCUACAAGAGGCAGCUGAAUCAUUCCUAGUUGGGUUGAUGGAGGAUGCUAACCUUGUUGCCCUCCACGCCAAGAGAGUCACCCUCAUGCCCAGGGACGUCCAGCUGGCCAGGAGGAUUCGGGGGCCGGAGAAGGGUUUUGCUAGCUUGUAAGGUGUACAGUAUGUUGGGGUGAGGGUUGUGGAUGGGGGGUUGUGGGCUUAUAAUGUUCAUGAGUUUCUUACAUGUCCAUAUCUGUGUAGCUUUUAUUGUACUAACCUCUGACUGAGAUAGAACCAAUGUUUACAGUACAAUCGUAUGUCAUGUACUAAGUAUGUUGUCAACACAUGAAUCACACUUUUUUAAGGAUAGAAAGACUGAAUUGUCACGGGUACGUAUUGCAUAGCUUAAACCCAGCCUCAGAUUCUUACUAUUGGGGGUAUGGUCACUCAACAGCCAAAAAUGUGCCUCUGUUUAGAAAAACCCAUGUGGCCAAGAGUUUCACUGCUAACGUCGAUGGAGUAAUGUAAUUUACAAUUUGCUUGGUAUUGAAGUACAAUGUAACUUCUAUUGAAGAGAUGUGCAGAUGUGUAACAUUUAAUGUUUGUAUUUUAGGUAUUUGUGGACAAAACAUUUGUGAUGUUUAAUGAAGUUUGGAAACAGGACAUGCAUUUCUUCACUUUCCCAUAGAAUUUCCCAACGUUGAUGUAUUUUACAAAAAUUUCUAUGGCAGACUUUAUAAAUGUACUUUAAUAGUCAAGAACAAUUCUAGGUAUUAAUUUUGGAAGUAACAAAUUGAUGUAUUAGUAUGGUCCCCAUUCCACUGUCCUACAUGAAAACAGUGAUUCCUUAUCCUAUAGACUGUUACAAUAGACUUGUAUAUUAUACUAGGUAGUUUUAUAGCUAGUUUUAGUUGAUUUAUGUUCUUGUUUUAUACUAACACUCAUUUUCAAUGUUGACACCAAAUUCAAAUAUUUUUGCAACUAUGAUGUGCCCCUUUUAUUUUAAAAGAACUAGCGUGUAUUGUGAGUGACCUUAAAAAACUUGUUUGUCAUGUUUUCAUGGUAAAGUUUGAAACAAAGUUUGUCUGAUUUUAAUCAUGACCCUAAAUUUUAGUGCAAAAUGUGUUUCAUGUUUAAAGACAUUGUAUUGUAGCAAUAUGGUACAGAUACCAAAUACAUGUAAAAGCAAAGUAAAAACUAUUUUUAGACCUGAAUACUAGUAUAUCAUAAUUCUUUACAUGUCUGUUUAAAUUAAUGUACCUGUUAAGAACAUUUUGUAUACCGAAAGUUUGCAAAAACAUCUGAAUAAAAAGGAUAUAAGCAAUA